AUGGGUAUCUAUCAAAUCCCUGGAGAAUCUCCUCCCUACAAUUCGGACGAGGAUGAAGACUACGAUCCUGGUGUGGAUGGUGGCAAUGACUGGAAAGGAGAGGUACGUGUUGGCGAUGAGUACCAGGCUUAUGUGCCGCCCACUACCUUAACCGAUUCGCUUUCGGCCGCAACCGCUGCAACCAACUCACCGUUGUGCCCACUUCUGCCUGCUAUUGGUAUUUGUACCAGCGGUAGCGCUCAUAUUUUCUCUUCGUCAUCCUCCGUUGCCUCUGAAUCCUAUGCGGCUUCUGCUUCCGGCAUUCCAACCAUUCGAGAAUCGACUAAGCCACUCUCCGGACCCACUCCGAUUUCCCUAUCUGUGUCCAUUCCUUCCUUCCUUCCGACGGGUGGCCACCCCUCGACUCUGACAUCGCUGCCUCCAUCGCCGACGACUGACUCGAUCGACAGUCGUUUAGCUGAGCUGGCUGCUCUGCUUUGGAAACCCGGUUGUCUACCUGAGUCAUCUAUUGUCCAUUACCAACGUUGCUAUGCCAAGACUGCCGCUGGUGCUGUUGGUCUAGCGGGACACCAUCAGGCACCGGAAACUCUCGGCUAUGGCCUUCUCUCCUCCUGCGGAGUAUUUCCUACGGACAGAACUGUAGACGAUGAAGAGGUAUAA
Messenger RNA from Protopolystoma xenopodis, 660 nucleotides. The record is from the annotation of a GenBank genome assembly. NCBI's taxonomy places the organism in Eukaryota, Metazoa, Platyhelminthes, Monogenea, Polystomatidea, Polystomatidae.